Messenger RNA from Emericellopsis cladophorae, 1209 nucleotides. RefSeq lists its product as uncharacterized. The transcript has a single exon. The record is from RefSeq and is a predicted model, not a curated record. NCBI's taxonomy places the organism in Eukaryota, Fungi, Ascomycota, Sordariomycetes, Hypocreales, Bionectriaceae. Bases 1 to 1209 code for a protein of 402 amino acids.
AUGUUCUCUACAGCUGAGAUUGCGCGGGACAUCCGCAACUGGAUCGAAACCAGGCCUGAUGUCAUGCCCGAGAGGCCACCAAGACGUCAGAGGAGGCAGAGGCCCCCAUACCAGCCCAUGCAAGUGCUCAGGCGGGAGCCUGGCCAGCGGAACAUGGCACCGCGACGCCAGUACGCGCUCCACGCCACGGAGGUAUGGGGGGAUAUGCCCCAGUGGCCAAGCCGCUGCCCACCAACACCUCCACCUCCAAUCUAUCCUCGCGAUUCAAUCGCCGAGGAGAUGGAGAUGAGGCGCAAAAGGUCGGGCCCUCCCAUCCCGACCACGUACUAUGUGGUUCAGGACGAGCCUGGCAAGCCCACAGGGCUGAUAGAAGUCCCCCGGCCGCGCUGGGCCUCACUACCUCAGCCCGCAAUACCAGCGGAGCCCGGUGUUCUGGCUGAGCUGAAGACGGACCCGUAUGGGAACAUCAAGAAGAACCGACGUCGGGCUCACUUUGGCGCGCCCAACAACCCGUAUCCUACUGCUCACUUGAUGGAACCUGAUGGUCAUGUUGCGCCACCGGCUGCUGCUGCUGCCACGCGAGCUUCUGCUACGCCGAGCACUGGUGCUAUGGAUACACCAUCUCGUGGCACGACCACUGCCAGAACGGCACGUGGUCGUCCACGCAGCAAUGCAAUCUCUCUCCCCAGAGAGCCUAUACCCCCUCAGCACGUGGAUGAAGAAUUGACCGCUGCUGAGUGGAGGAUGCGCGUCAGACUGGCGGCCAUCCGUGAGCGUGCCCGCGCACCGGUCACGCCGCCCGUUGUCAUGCCUGUGUCACAUGAAGAGGACAUUGACUGGGGGGCUUACCCGGAGACUGCUGCUCUCAAUGGUACCUCCUCACUCCAAGCGCAAGUGCAAGGAUCGUGGAGAGUAUUCGAUGAGUACAUGGCCGGCAUUCAACCAGCAGACAACACUGACUGGGGAGGCUCCCCCGAGGCUGAUGCUCUCAAUAAUGAAGAGGACAUUGACCUGUCGAGUGAAUACCCGGAGACUGCCGCUCUCAAUGAUACCCCCUCAUUCCAAGCGCCAGUGAUUGACUGGGGGGGCUACUCGGAGACUGAUGCUCUCGAUGGUACCCUGCUCCGAGCGCAAGUGGAAGCAUAUUGGAAAGCGUUCGAUGAGUACAUGGACAACACAUACCAACAAGCACACAACAGCAAUAGCUGA